UGUUGGCCAAUCGCUCUGGCAGGCAAUAAAGUGGCUGUCAGCCCGCAGGGCUUCCAGCCCGGAGGUGUCAUCCCCAACAGGCACAGGCCGGAGCGUGGACACCCAGCAUGUGGGCACAGCCUAUGAGGAGGACGCUGCUCAGUCUGAUCCUCAGACUCCUGUUCCUGAACCCAGUGUCCACGGGCACCUGCCCGGGCGAUGGCCAAAAGCUCCUCGAGCAGCUGUGGAACCAGGCGAACCUCCUGCAGGACACCAGCUUGCUCCUGGACCCCUAUAUCCGCAUCCAAGGCCUUGACAUGUCUGGACUGAAACAGGGCUGCCAAGAGCGCCCCGGGGUCUUCCCCAGCAAGCAGGCCCUGCAGGGGCUCAGCAGGACGGACUUCCUGCGGACCCUCCGCACCCAGCUGGGCCAGGUGCUGCACAGACUGCAGGCGUUCCAGCAGGACAUGCCCGACGUCCAGGCCUGGGGGAUGGCCAUCAGGUACAUCCACGGGAUCAGGAACAACAUCCACUGCAUGGAGGAGCUGCUCCCGGGCUCCCCGGAAACGGCUGAACCCCCGCAGGCGGGCCUGGGGACCUCACCUCCGCCCACCCGCACCCCGGACGCCUUCCAGCUCAAGUUGAAGGGCUGCCGGUUCCUGCGCGGCUUCCACCGCUUCAUGCACUCGGCGAAGCAGGUCUUCCAUGAGUGGAGGGAGACCCUGCGCCGGAGGAGCCGGAGACAAAGCCCCCGCCAGGCCCGGCAGAGGGGGGUGCGCAGGGCGCGCGGGAUGCAACCCUCUAGGAGGGGCAGGAGACUCGUGCCCAGGGGGCAGCUGCCCCGGUAGCCCCACCCCCCCGCAGGGGGAGGACCAGCAGGUGCUCUCAGGAUGGUGCCCGGGCCUCCACACCUGCUUCCCAUCUCUCCCAAGUGCACUUUAAGGGGUGAGAGCCGGGCAGGCUCCUCUACCUCCUCCCGGACUGGGGGACAGGACCCCACCAUUGUGCUCCCCCAGCCCCGACUUCCCCAGUCCCCGUGGGGUGGCUGGGUCAGGGCACGCGGGGCCAACUUUCCAUUGAUUCAGGGGUCUGAUGACACAGGCUGACUCAUGGCCAGACUGACCGCCACCCCCCACUCCGCGGCCCGGAGGUCCGCCGGCCCUUCCCUCUCAUGACUUGCAGAGCCGUGGCCCCCAGACUUCCUCCUUUUAGUGGCGGCUGGUUCCAAGGGGGAGGGGGGCGGUGGUCAGGGCCUGAGCUGGCCUCGGAUGCCUCAUUGCCAGACACCUGGACGUCUGGUGACCUCACUGCAGGCAGCUGUGACCGGGGCCCAGUGUCCUGCAAGAAGCCCUGAUGGGACGGUCCCAGGAAAGGGGCUCAGGGCCCAGCGUGGCCCCUCGCUCACUGUGUGGCCCCAGGCUGGCCACGUGACCUCCCUGGCCCUCGGUUUUGUCUUUGUGAAUGGAAGGGGGUGGGGACCGCGGAAAGCCGUGCCUGUCAGCUGCUGGGACUCACUGACACAGGAUGGGUUUCAAGUUCUUUCCAUAAACUGGGGUCCGGGUGCAGACGGACCGGGGUGCAGACUGAGUUCUGUGCAGGAACCUCCCAGCCUGCGCCCGGCAGCGCCCGGCCUUGGGUUCUGGCUGCCGGCUGCUCCCCCUGGUGGUGGGUCGUGGAAUUUCUCUCAGGCGGAAACCAAUUGUCCUUCUGCGGGUUUGGGGCCCGUUCCUUGGAGGAAUGUGAUUAAUUUAUCGGUAUUUUUUUUUAAAUCAGUUUGUAUCUGUUUUUUUUUUAAACAUUUUAUUUAUGAGGCUUAUUUAUGAUGUGUAUUUAAUGUUAAUAUUGUGCCAACGUAUAUUUAAAACGUGUCUGGUUUCUAA
Myotis brandtii (Brandt's bat) is the source of this 1859-nucleotide messenger RNA. RefSeq names its product oncostatin M (gene OSM). Bases 108 to 827 code for a protein of 239 amino acids. Gene Ontology annotation, biological process: oncostatin-M-mediated signaling pathway; immune response. Gene Ontology annotation, molecular function: cytokine activity; oncostatin-M receptor binding. Gene Ontology annotation, cellular component: extracellular region. Lineage: Eukaryota; Metazoa; Chordata; Mammalia; Chiroptera; Vespertilionidae. The record is from RefSeq and is a predicted model, not a curated record. The transcript is spliced from 3 exons.